This is a messenger RNA of Anopheles merus, 1245 nucleotides long. RefSeq lists its product as uncharacterized. The coding region runs from base 385 to 1050 and encodes 221 amino acids. The record is from RefSeq and is a predicted model, not a curated record. NCBI's taxonomy places the organism in Eukaryota, Metazoa, Arthropoda, Insecta, Diptera, Culicidae. The transcript has 2 exons.
UCGCCCAUACGUCAUAAACAGCAGUAUCGUGGGAUCUGUAAAGAAGAGAGAGAGAAAAAAAAGCACCCACGACGAAAUUACCGGUUUAUCUUCCCCCGAAUGAUGCCGCGGUGCUUGUGCAUGCGGGCUCAGCCUAAUAUGAAAUUCAAUUAUUCACCCGACUCUCCAUGCAUACCAUUAUCGAAACCAAAAACCAAACGAGAGAGAACGACAUCAACAACAAAAGAACACCCUGGCACGACAGUUGGGCGGACAAAAACGAGCGUCGCGUGUCUUUAAGCUAUUUUCUUCCUGAACCAAACCGUACCGUACCGUCGUCUUGCUGCGACAGCGAACAGGUUCGGCGGUGUUUGGGUGUUCGAAUCCAUUCGAAGCGUUGGAAGAAUGAGCCGGUGCGGGUUGAUCGUCACCCUGCUGGUCGGUGUGCUAGGGGUCGGGUCGCACGCGGCCCUGCCAGCCAACGAGAGCCGCCGCAUCGACGUCGAGUUUUACAGCGUGCGCACCAACCGCACGUUCAAAUAUCCGACCGUUUCGCUGCGCCCGUUCGGACCGAACCGGCCCAAGUUCGCGAUCCGGGACAAUCGGUGCGAGUGCGCCGACCUCACGUGCACGUGCUGCGCCGGGCUGCGCAUGGAGCGGCUCGAGUUCGAUCGGCUGUUCUGUUCCGCCUUCACGUACGUGCCGUACGAGUUCGCGAUCGAUCUGGAGGUGCUGAUGGACGCGGAACCGAUCUACCGCAGCUCCCUGUCGGCCAAGAAUCCGCCCCCGCUCUGCCUGCCGGUGCCGAUCCCGUACGUGCCGCUGAACGCGAACCUCUGCCUGCGCCUGUUCGACGUCUACACGCCCCGCCAGAACCUGCACCUCUGCCUGGACGUGGAGGCGCGCGUGUGGACCAACCCGCUGCUGAUACUGCAUUUCGAAUGUAUGCGGCUCGGUGCGGACGGGCUGGUGUGGCUCAAGCCGGCCGACGGCGACGGGUUCGGGCCGCCGGACCCACCGCACAUCGACACCUACGACGAAGUGACGGAAGAAAGACUCGGCUCAAUUUAGCUAGCCCUGGCCCCGCCAACUGCGGGUUGCAUCGGUGGGGAUAGAAAGGGGUGGGGAUGGGGCCGAACGGUCACCGACGAGGUGGUGCAAAUGCAUUGGGUCACCGCUCGCCCCAUCACCACCCUUCCCCAGCUCCCACUGCAUCUCUAUUCCAAUCAGAUUAAAAUUACAAGCGAACAAAUUUUGAUACAAAAA